GCAGGGACCUGCUAUAAAAGCAUACCGCGUCGACCCUCGAACACAUAGUGCUUGCUCGCAUAACCCGCAAGAAAAACCAUCGCCCGUCACCAUGAAAUUCUUCGUUGUUCUGUUUGCCAUUGUGGCAGUCGCUAGCGCUGGAUUAACAUCUUAUCACGCGCCAGAGGUAGUCCAUGUCUCCGGCCAGCUCUCCAUCCCGGGCCCCAAGGCUUCCCCGCUCAUUCUCCACGGUAACGACCAUUCCACCCGCAUCCACUACAGUGCCCCGCAUAUAGGGCAUCCACACUUGGUGGGCAUCGAACAUUACAACCCGGCGCCGCAUUACGAGCCUAGCGUCGUCAACGUGGCUCUUAAACACGACCUGCAUUAGAUCUCCGCAUCUAAGUCAGCAGACCCGCUGGUCCGGAGUGGUCCACGCCGAACGAGUCAUCCUGAGGCUGAUAUGAGGCAGAGAAUCAGCGAAUUCACCAUUUAAUUGGUGAAUGAACGUGACAUUGAGCAAUCUUUUGCCAAAGUGGAGCAUUUCUUGUUCCUUUUUAUCGGCAAGAUACUGAUUCUUCGCGUCGAGAGAUCUCUCGCCGAGGAUUGAGAAUCACGUGGAGGAACACACAAAUCGGCAGAUUGAUAAAAUUCAAACUGCCUCAGGAUAGUCGCACGUUUUGGAUCACUUUUGGAGGACCGUCCCCAAAAAGACCAGGCAGUCAGAUUUGAAAAAGCUCCCCGCCCUCUCCCCUCUCAUUCAUCCCUUUGCUCUACCUUGACGCUACAUAUGACACGCAUAUGAACAAUCGGACUCUUCCGUAUUUCCAUUUAUCCAUCUCAUUCUGUCAAAAAUGAUGAAAAAUUCUGUGCGGCAUAUAUUGAAGAAGAAACAGCAGAGCGAUCAUCUCUUUCUGUACCCAUUAACAUUCGUUUACGGCAGCGCAACACUUUUAUUUAUUUUAUAAUAAAAGUUGAUUUUUAUGUCUUGUAAUAAAAUGAGACGUCCAUU
Messenger RNA from Formica exsecta, 991 nucleotides. RefSeq lists its product as uncharacterized. The transcript is spliced from 3 exons. The coding region runs from base 92 to 370 and encodes 92 amino acids. Lineage: Eukaryota; Metazoa; Arthropoda; Insecta; Hymenoptera; Formicidae. The record is from RefSeq and is a predicted model, not a curated record.